Messenger RNA from Anoplopoma fimbria (sablefish), 2483 nucleotides. It is a transcript of the gene c8h19orf44, whose product is annotated as chromosome 8 C19orf44 homolog. Lineage: Eukaryota; Metazoa; Chordata; Actinopteri; Perciformes; Anoplopomatidae. The record is from RefSeq and is a predicted model, not a curated record. The transcript has 10 exons. The coding region runs from base 179 to 2383 and encodes 734 amino acids.
AGAAGAAGAAGAAGAAGAAGAAGAAGAAGAUGGCCGCCGUUCCAUGGAGACCAGGGACGCCCGAGUGGUCGCUAUGCUGAAAGUAUAGUAGUGUGUAGCUUAGCUUAGCUUAGCAUCACAUAUCCAAGCUUAUGGAGUUCUAGUUAGCCAGGCUGUGUCAGUAAGAGUCGGGUCAACGAUGUGGAAACGAGGCGCUCGAAGCUCCGCUCUGGACCGAGCUCAAGCACUGCUGUCCGCCAAGAGGACCGGCAGGGGGCCCGUGGAGCCGGGGCCAGGAAACCCCGGGGCCGUGGAGCCGGGGCCAGGAAACCCCGGUGGUGUGGGCGGAUCUUUGAAAACCAAAUCUGCUUCUUCAGAUGCACACCUGUUAUUCUCAGAUGUGAGUGACCUGUCCUCGGUCAGCUCAGCUCCUGAGGGUGGAGGUGACCCCAUGCUGGACUCUGCUGCUGCUGCUGCUGGGAAGAGCCAGGAAAGAGAGGAGAGGCUUUCCACCAAGGAUGUCAGACCUCAGACCUCUCUGGGUGGAGGAGGGAGCAGGUUCUUGAAGAAAGCUCCACCACCUGCAACCAACAGCAGCCAGUCACCUGUCAGCAAGAGACUAAUGCAGCAGGGGCCUGAACACAGAAAUGUGUCAUCUUCCCAGCAGGGCUCCCAGACUGCUGCUUUGAGUAGGCUGGCUCAGAUUGAGAGCCGCAUCCGCAGCCACAAACAGGUUCAGGAACAGGCCAGACAGGGGCCAAAACCUGCGGAGACUCUAAGCUCAGACUUUGAAAUCUCACCACCACCAGCCGCCCAGUCCCUGGAGGCCCCUUUGCACCUCUCAGUACAGUCCAGCAGUGACCAGAGCCUGAAGGGGAUACAUUUCCUCAAGAACAAGACAGCUGUAGCUGCUAACAACAUUAAUACUGCUGCUGCUAGGUCGCCAAAAGGCGCCGAUGUCGGUGUCAGGUCCAGAGCUGGGGAUGCCGUAGUUCCUUUGGCGCGUUUGGAGACAAAGUCAGCGAGAGUAGUGAGUGGUGUGAGUCUGGAAAGUGAUGAAGAGGACAUGAGGAAACUUCUUGGAGGCUCGUUUGAUUCAAUAGACAACAGCUUCUUGAUACCAGGGAGACCCUCUUCCAUAAAAGCAGCAGAUAAGGUGCUCCACUCUUCACCUCCUUCCGCUGCUGUCCCUCGUUCAUCAACCUCCAACACAGCACCACCACGCUCCCCUGCCUCUCCUUCUCGUCGCAGUUCUCCUUUUCGAUUCACCGGUCAGGCUCAAGCCCACUUCAGCCCCUCUGUGCUCUCCCCAUCCCCCUCUCCUCCCUGUGUCUCCCCAUCUCCUCCAGGGAGAGUGGGGAGUCCACAGCGUUCCCUCUCCUCCAUGUCAGGCCGCGGGGAGGUGCUUUCUCUGUCGGAGCUCUUCUCUGUUGGGCCUGGCUCUGAAGAUCCCCACAGUGAGAUGAGUGAAGUUACCUCUGAAGACUUCAAGAUAAAUGUGAUGACAUUAGACGACCUUGUCCCCGCUCCCCUUGGAUUUACUGAGAGGACGCCUAGAAAGGAGAGAGAAGUCAAACACAGCGUCCCUUCUCCUGGACCCCCCAAAAUACAUCAAGAGUGGCCACGAUUGAAGGAGAAGGAGAAGAAAGAGGAGCAGCAUCAGGACGACGCAUUGGACUACCAAAGUGACUUUGAGAGUGAGAGCAGGACAGAGCCUCACUACAGUGUCAGCCAGGUUUCAGAGCACUUGCAAGGAGAUGGAGAUGAAGAGGAGGCGGUAUCCGAGGUCAGAGAGGAAGCUUCACAUUCAGACGUGUCCCGCUGGAGGACAGAAGACGAUUACUCGAGCACUUUCUCAGACACAAGCCGCUCCUGGACCUCAGAUCACAGUCAAAAACUCAGCAAAAGCGGGGAUUCCAGAUCCUCCAGAUCCUCUGUAUCACAAGGCAGCCGGACCUUAUCUCGCCAGUCAAGGAGGCGUGCUUCAACUAGAAAGGUUUUAAAAGAAACAGCAGUACAGACCCAGACUGACCCUCUGGCUUACACGUGGCCCGCCGGUGGGGCUGCUUCGGGUCCUGCAGUGGGCAUGACUUUCAUGGAUCCCAGCCCAGUGGUUACUCAUACUCUCAGUGCAGAACUGGUGGAAGCUCUCAGCAUCUCCAACCCAGCUGUAUUUGCACUCAAUGAAAUGCUGAAACAGCAGCUUGCCAUGACAAGGCGGUUCAUCGAAAGCAGGCGACAUCUUCACUCCAGCCUGGUGCAGAGCCUUGGACCACCAAACUACAGGUACACCACGCUGGAGGACACCAAGGAGUACAUUCGGACACACAGACCUCCCAAACUGAAAAUGGAGGAAGCCUUAGAAGAGGUGCUGCAGGAGAUGAGAGACUACCAUCAUAUCUGACCACUGGUACUGAAUGUCUCAGGUUACUGAACAACAGACAUUUGCAAUGUCCUUUUUAGUUUUUUAUAAAUAAUUAAAUAAUAUUUUUUCUAACAUGGAA